This is a messenger RNA of Musa acuminata AAA Group (dessert banana), 1553 nucleotides long. RefSeq lists its product as uncharacterized. Gene Ontology annotation, cellular component: membrane. The transcript is spliced from 10 exons. The coding region runs from base 62 to 1213 and encodes 383 amino acids. Lineage: Eukaryota; Viridiplantae; Streptophyta; Magnoliopsida; Zingiberales; Musaceae. The record is from RefSeq and is a predicted model, not a curated record.
UAUAUAGUGUAACCUUGUCACCGCUUCCUUCCUCCAAGACCAAACCAAUUAGCUCAGAGACAUGGCGAAGUCUCUUGCAUGGGCUACCUGCGGAGAGGAGGAGAGGGACUGUGUAGGAUGGAUCGAGAGGUACUUCAACGACUGCGUGUGUAGCGUAAGAGGUGAGCUAUCGUUUGGCCUCGGAAUGAUCAGCCUCUUCUGCUGGGGAAUAGCAGAGGUACCACAGAUCAUCACCAACUUCCACAACAAGUCUGGCCAUGGCAUCUCCCUUGCAUUCCUCCUGACUUGGGUCGUUGGUGACAUCUUCAACCUGGUGGGUUGCCUUCUCGAACCAGUAACUCUGCCGACCCAGUUCUAUACAGCACUGUUAUACACGGCCGUCACAGUGGUUUUGGUGCUGCAAAUUCUGUAUUACGAUUGCUGGCUAAGAUGUUGUGAGAGCAGAGGUUUCGCGGCUCAACUAGAGGUCGAAGAAGACAGCUGCAAACCUUUGAAUCCGAAUUCUGAGGGUCACAGUCAUCCCCUACCAACUCUUACUGCCCCGCCUGCAGCAUCACCUCGUGCAGAUGUAUGCUAUACUUCGGCGAGGUCUUUGGCGAGCAGUGGGACUCCACCGUAUAGAUCGUCCUACCUUGGACCAGCUCGAAGUGGUCCAUCAGCCUCGGGGUACUUGGAGUCGUCGGGUUCUGAUGACGAGAGAUCGGCACGGCACCGAUCUUGGCGCAGCGGCAUGAGUAAGCCCAUCAGGAUCCUCUCUCGCUCGGUUGGCUAUGGGACUUUUGCAGCUGCCUCGGUCACUUUACCGUUUCAAACCAAAGCUUCAAUGGAGGAAGGAGGCAUAAAAUCACUGGAAGAGAACCCUUAUGGGCUGCUGUUAGGAUGGGUUAUGGCUGCCAUUUACAUGGGAGGCCGCCUGCCUCAGAUAUAUAUGAACAUCAAGCGUGGGAGCGUGGAGGGAUUAAAUCCUCUAAUGUUCCUGUUUGCACUCGCUGCCAAUGCAACUUAUGUUGGAAGGUCUCUCUCUCUCUCUCUCUCAUCCGCCUCCCCUCCUCGACCCCUCAAAGAGGUCUUCUUGUUAACGAUUGUGUUUGGAUGCAGCAUACUGGUAAGGAGCAUUGAGUGGGAAAGAAUUAAGGCUAACUCACCUUGGUUGCUGGAUGCAAUAGUCUGUGUUCUUCUUGAUCUAUUUGUAUCCUUCUCUCUUUUCAUUUGACUUCACUAAUUACUGCUUCAUGAUCUCUUAUCCUUUCUUGAAUGAUUCAGAUAUUUCCUAUUUGGUGCAUGUAGUUCCUUGACCACAUAUUUUACCAGAUCAUCCUACAAUUUGCCUACUACAAGUUCAUGCACAAAAGGAUGACAAGCAAUGAGGAUGAACAUGAAGACUUCAUGGAAGCCAAGGAAACACUUUUCUGAAAACUUUGUGGUAUAUAUGGCACUAAUCCUUGUGCUUAUAUUUAAUAGGGCACUUGUUCUUGUUAUUUCCUUUGUGAAGUUGAGUGAUUUGUAUCCUAUAUUUGUACCAAUAGCUGCAUGCCACGAGUUUUCCUCGUUAA